AUGUACUCCGACGAUAGUUCAUCCGAUGCGAAACCUUCCACCGGCAACGAAGUUUCUUCUUCAACGGCCAAGGAAUCUGCUUCAGAUCCUUCAUCAUCAGAAGCGAACAUUCCCAAUCCCAAUGUCGACGAAACUUCUUCUUCAGCCAGCUUGAAAGCUACUUCUUCAGCAGCCGCGGAAUCUUCAGAUCCUUCAUCAGAACCAAACGUUCCCUAUGCCCAACAGCUUCAAAGGCCCUCGAUAAGUUCUGGAGGUAGCUCAGAAGACGACACUGGUCCCUCAGGGUUAACGAGUGAUGAAUUGAUUUUUAAGGCUUUAGAAACAGUCUAUGAAGAUGGAACUGGUCUUGAUGCAGAUGCGAUUUUCAAAAUUGUCGAAGAAAAUUUCGACGUAUUGGAUGAUUUUAGGGAGCAGAUGGAAGACCAGCUGGGAGAUCUACUUGCUGAAGGCGAAAUACAAAAGAUAGGAAACCGCUACAGGAUCCGCCCUGGUUAUUUUGAUGCUCCAAAGCCAAUACAAACCACGAGUGCAGGAGAUUCGACGAGUGCGCCAACAGACACACCGAGUACUUCUUCUGCUUCGGUACCAAAAGCACCAGAAGGAAAUCCUCAGAUAGACGCAGCGUUAAAAGAAGUCGCAGAGGCAGAGCAGUUGGAGUUGAAAGCACGAGAGGCACAAGAACUUGCCGAUAAACACGCCCACUUGCUAAAGUUUGAAAGCAACGUAAUCCUGAACUUAGCCGAAGAGAUCCGUAACCGAUGUUUUAAUGGUCAAAAGGUUUUCUUGCGGUAAAAGCUUCAUCUUCUGGUCCGGCUCAAUGUGGAUGCAUUCAAUGAGCG
Molecule: messenger RNA, 839 nt
Organism: Capsella rubella
Lineage: Eukaryota; Viridiplantae; Streptophyta; Magnoliopsida; Brassicales; Brassicaceae
Exons: 8
Coding region: 1-792 (263 amino acids)
Biological process (GO): nucleosome assembly
Cellular component (GO): nucleosome
Molecular function (GO): double-stranded telomeric DNA binding
Source: RefSeq, a predicted model, not a curated record